Molecule: messenger RNA, 810 nt
Organism: Carassius gibelio (silver crucian carp)
Lineage: Eukaryota; Metazoa; Chordata; Actinopteri; Cypriniformes; Cyprinidae
Product: V-type proton ATPase subunit e 2
Exons: 4
Coding region: 97-342 (81 amino acids)
Biological process (GO): proton transmembrane transport
Cellular component (GO): proton-transporting V-type ATPase, V0 domain
Molecular function (GO): proton-transporting ATPase activity, rotational mechanism
Source: RefSeq, a predicted model, not a curated record
GCGUGAGCGAAGGAUUAAUAGCGACAGAUCGGGCUCUGUUGAAUCAGACGCUGAUAUCUUUAUAUUUUAAUCACAGAAUAACGCAGUUGUGUCGCGAUGGUGUCGCACUCGCUGGCUCUACCGAUGAUCUGUUUCACCACGCUGUGGGGUCUGGUCGGGGUCGUGGCCCCGUUUUUUGUACCGAAAGGACCAAACAGAGGAGUCAUCAUCACCAGUUUGGUGCUGACCGCAGUUUGCUGCUAUUUAUUCUGGUUAAUAGCCAUACUGGCCCAAACAAACCCUCUAUUUGGACCUCAGCUCAAAAACGAGACCAUAUGGUAUCUGCGCUACUUCUGGGAGUAGAUGGAGGUGUCAUCUGGAAGAUUAAAGACACUAUCAUAAUCAAUAAAACCCACAGAAUAGUCAAGGAUCGACUCCAAGGGAACAAUAUUGGUGUUAUGAAACAUGUUUAAUGGCUUAUUUAGUUUAAACUUGAACAUGUUAUGUACUUUAUGCAACGUAAAGAAUAGAAAAUGUGGAAAUGAUAUACAUGUACAAAGAAACGUAAUUGUGCUAUUCUUGUGAUGUUUAAAGAAUUAAGGAAUCAGUUUGUGUCCUUUGGAUGUCUGAGAGUUGAGUAUAUGACUAUGAGGAAAUGCUUUUGUUUGGCAUUAAGGCACAUGUCAGUCUUUUUUAUGAUGUUGUCCUCACUUGCAUGUGCCACUGUAUCCAUGUUUACUUGAUUAAAUUAUUCUUUUUUUGUGAAAGAUUUUUAUUUAUAAAUGUGAUGGAAAUAACGAACGAAGGAAAUAAAGCAAGUUUGGAUGUGAA